Molecule: messenger RNA, 1738 nt
Organism: Postia placenta MAD-698-R-SB12
Lineage: Eukaryota; Fungi; Basidiomycota; Agaricomycetes; Polyporales; Adustoporiaceae
Exons: 13
Coding region: 1-1551 (516 amino acids)
Biological process (GO): transmembrane transport
Molecular function (GO): transmembrane transporter activity
Source: RefSeq, a predicted model, not a curated record
AUGUCCACCCACUCGUCCGAGACGCUCCCACCCGAUGUCGAGAAGACCAAUGACGUCAAGAAGCAGCGCGCGAACGACACCCAGCCGCCUACACCCCCCGAGACUCAUGAGGACGAAGAAGGCGUCCCCCCAUCUACGAUCGCUCCCUAUACCCUCUCAGACGACAAGUAUAGAGUUGUUCUAACCCCCGAUGAAGAUCCAAAGGCAUUCUCGGCCCUCAGGAAGUGGACCAUCGUUCUCGUGAUCAGUUCCGCGGCCCUGUGCGCGACCUUCGCCUCCUCAGCUGCAUCGUUCACAGAGGAGGGUCUCGCUCGGGAUCUACACACUGUCCAUGAAGUGACCAUCCUGAGCAUCAGUCUAUACGUCGAGGGUCUAGGCCUAGGGCCUCUCCUCGUUGGACCUCUUUCGGAAGUGUACGGACGAAACAUCGUCUAUCUGGUGUCCUAUUUUCUCUUCUGGGUGCUGACAUUCCCAACAACCUUCCCCCCUGAUAUCGCCACCUUCCUCGUCUUCCGUUUCAUCACUGGCUUCUGCAGUUCUGCGUUUCUCAGUGUUGCCGGCGGCAGCGUCAGUGACCUAUUUGUAAGCCAGAAGGUCGCCAAUCCCAUGGCCGUAUAUACCAUAUCCCCUUUCCUCGGACCCGUCGUAGGUCCCCUCAUCUCAGGGUUUAUCUGUCAACAUGUCGACUGGCGCUGGACUUAUCGUGUUCUGCUCAUUUGGCAGUUCGUUACAAUCCUGCUCCUUGUCUUUCUCGUACCCGAAACAUACGAGCCUGUGCUCUUGAAGAAAAAGGCCGCGAAGCUACGCAAAGAGACAGGAGAUGAAAAAUACUGGGCCCCGCUUGACAGGCGAGAGGGUAGCCUUGCCCAUGCCAUUAUGGUCAGCUGCUAUACGCCGUUCAAGCUGCUUUUUUACGAUCGCAUGGCAUUGUUCCUCGACACGUGGAACGCGUUGAUCCUGGGUAUUUUAUAUCUUGCCUUCCAGGCCUUCCCGAUCAUAUUCGAGAACGGCCACGGAUUCAGCAUGCAAGACACCGGCAUGUCGUUCCUUGGUAUCGGAAUUGGCAUGGUCGCAGCACUUGCAUCGCAGCCAUUAUGGAAUCGGUUCCAUCAUUACGAGGCACGGAAGUACAACGGAGAACCACCCCCGGAGACGCGGCUCGUGAUGGGUCAGGUCGGGGGUGUGCUCGCACCUGUAGGCCUCUUCUGGCUUGCUUUCACCACUUACCCUGCGGUACCGUGGAUUGUGCCCAUCAUCGCGUCGGUGCCAUUCGGCGCGGGCGUGUACUUCAUCUUCACAUCGACGUUCACGUACCUUGUGGUGGCGUAUCGCCCGAUUGCGGCGUCGGCGAUGGCGAGCAACAGCGCGCUACGGUCGACGUUUGCGGCGGUGUUCCCGCUGUUUGCAGGCCAGAUGUACGAUCGCCUUGGGACGGUGGGCGCGACGGCGCUGCUUGCGGGGCUAACCACGCUCAUGACGCCGCUUCCAUUCAUCUACUAUAAAAUUGGUGCACGGUUGAGGGAGAAGUCGCGCUUUGCGGUCAAGUCAUGACUACCCAGACAUCAGCAUCGUUUACUGAAAUGUGCUACUGACGAUACAUACGUUCUUGUGCGUUCGUCCCUGUAUUAGACCAGUUUCAUGUCCAUACCAGCUACGCAUCUUUUAGAACAUACAGACCUUAUAUUACAUGUAGUAUUGUACGGUACCGCAGGAAUAAUACAGAAAUCUUACACACUUU